GACCUGACCGAGUGGAAGAGCUACGUGUUUUUUUCUCCGAUUUGAAAGCAGCUGGCGCCAAGCUCACAAUCAUAACCAAGGGCAAUGUGGGUGCCUGCCGCUUUUUACUCCAAGAAGAGGGUCUACUGGGAUUUUUCGAGAAGGUCUUUGGCAUGUUGGGCCAGUUCUAUGGUGAGUCUGAGUUCGAUCAAGAGAACAAGCAGCCAUCCGAGUUGGAAGGUACUCCAGACUGUCAACUUCCAGACAUGAAGGUAAAUCUGAUUCAAGCACUGAUGUCUCAGGCAGGUCUGAGCACGAACGAGGCUGCUUUGGUGGAGGAUGACGCAGCAGAGAUAGCUUCUGUCAAAGGUGUUUGUCGCAGUGUCUUUGUGUCAGAGCGGAAGGGCAUGACUGCAGGAGAAAUGCAGGAGUUGAGAUCCAUGGUAGGAGUCCAAAAAGAAGCAGCCCAAGCCAAGAGCACAGCAGCUCCCAAGCAAAUGCCCUCCGCUGUUGCAACUGCACCGGCUGAGCCAAAAGUUGCGAAAGAGGCGUCUUCAUCGGUGAAGCAUGUGUAUUUUGAUUUCGACCAGACGAUUUCCAGAGUGCACGUCUUCAAGCAACUGGCUGGAUGGGAGCCUGGUGUUGCAGGACAACAUUCUUUGUCGGAACGGGGACAGAUUCAUCGGUUGAAGCUUCUGAAUGAUUCAACUCAGUAUCAGUACCAGCCCAAUGGCCAUGUGGUGCCUUGUCCAGCUGGUGUGAAGGGGGCUGCAUCGUGGACAGCUGGUGCUUUGGGAGGACCUGACCGAGUGGAAGAGCUACGUGUUUUUUUCUCCGAUUUGAAAGCAGCUGGCGCCAAGCUCACAAUCAUAACCAAGGGCAAUGUGGGUGCCUGCCGCUUUUUACUCCAAGAAGAGGGUCUACUGGGAUUUUUCGAGAAGGUCUUUGGCAUGUUGGGCCAGUUCUAUGGUGAGUCUGAGUUCGAUCAAGAGAACAAGCAGCCAUCCGAGUUGGAAGGUACUCCAGACUGUCAACUUCCAGACAUGAAGGUAAAUCUGAUUCAAGCACUGAUGUCUCAGGCAGGUCUGAGCACGAACGAGGCUGCUUUGGUGGAGGAUGACGCAGCAGAGAUAGCUUCUGUCAAAGGUGUUUGUCGCAGUGUCUUUGUGUCAGAGCGGAAGGGCAUGACUGCAGGAGAAAUGCAGGAGUUGCGAUCCAUGGUAGGAGUCCAAAAAGAAGCAGCCCAAGCCAAGAGCACAGCAGCUCCCAAGCAAAUGCCCUCUGCUGUUGCAACUGCACCGGCUGAGCCAAAAGGAUCGGCCACCAGAGCACAAAAAGACCCAGCUACAUCCCAUGAACAAGCAGAAGCCAGCGAUACUUUACAAGCGAGGCUCACGCAAGUACUGGCAUCUGAAGCUGCAACACAAACAAAGCUACAAGAAGCGCAAGCAUUUGAGGCUACUCUGACAACAGAACUUGAGGAGUCCAAAGCAGCAGUGGCCAUAGCUUCAGCACAGGCUGCGGGAAAGGAAGCUCUGCAAAAAGAGCUGGAGACCGCCAAAUCAGCUGCAAAUUCCUUGGAGGCGUCAAAGACAGCCCUGGAGAAAGCCUUGGAAGAACAGAAGAACACAUCAGCAUCGCUUGAAGACCAACUUUAUCAACAAAGGCAAUUGUUAGAUGAACAAGCAGAAGCCAGCGAUACUUUACAAGCGAGGCUCACGCAAGUACUGGCAUCUGAAGCUGCAACACAAACAAAGCUACAAGAAGCGCAAGCAUUUGAGGCUACUCUGACAACAGAACUUGAGGAGUCCAAAGCAGCAGUGGCCAUAGCUUCAGCACAGGCUGCGGGAAAGGAAGCUCUGCAAAAAGAGCUGGAGACCGCCAAAUCAGCUGCAAAUUCCUUGGAGGCGUCAAAGACAGCCCUGGAGAAAGCCUUGGAAGAACAGAAGAACACAUCAGCAUCGCUUGAAGACCAACUUUAUCAACAAAGGCAAUUGUUAGAUGAACAAGCAGAAGCCAGCGAUACUUUACAAGCGAGGCUCACGCAAGUACUGGCAUCUGAAGCUGCAACACAAACAAAGCUACAAGAAGCGCAAGCAUUUGAGGCUACUCUGACAACAGAACUUGAGGAGUCCAAAGCAGCAGUGGCCAUAGCUUCAGCACAGGCUGCGGGAAAGGAAGUUCUGCAAAAAGAGCUGGAGACCGCCAAAUCAGCUGCAAAUUCCUUGGAGGCGUCAAAGACAGCCCUGGAGAAAGCCUUGGAAGAACAGAAGAACACAUCAGCAUCGCUUGAAGACCAACUUUAUCAACAAAGGCAAUUGUUAGAUGAACAAACAGAAGCCAGCGAUACUUUACAAGCGAGACUCACGCAAGUACUGGCAUCUGAAGCUGCAACACAAACAAAGCUACAAGAAGCGCAAACUCUGGAAGAUGCGUUGACUCAACGGCUGAGCAACUCUCAAGCGGCUGAAGCUGUAUUUGAAGAGCUGAAUGGUGAUAUGAUCAGCAAGCUUCACAUGGCUGACCAGCGGAUGGUAGCUUUGGCAGAGGAGCUUACAACAUCAAAGGAGACUUUGCGUUCCUACAAGGACUUCAAGAUGGCCAUGGAGGCUGGACUUGUGGACUUCAAGGAGCGCAUGCACCGCAUCAUUGAGGUGGGCCAAGCAGGACACGCCACCGAGUUUGCUCCAGGCCACCAGGAUACGAAUCAGUGGCAAGAGGUGAAGCAAGCCCUUGCUACAUUCGAGCAGCGGUUGUCCAAUAAGGAUGUCAAUGUGAAAGAUGAGUCGAAGGAGAGCGCCAGCUUGGCCAAGCGUGUUCCUGGAGAUGCGAUGCUUUGGGGUGCAGAAUCUGAAUCCUUAGCCCAAAAGUGUCGUCAACUUGCCUGCAGUCAGCGAAAUGAACGCGCACGAGGUUCUCCUUCAUCACCCUCCUCUCCUGGACGUUUCAGAAUUGUGACAGGACCUGGCAGGGGUGGCAGGAUUGCCUCCGGCUUUGCUCGCAAAGUGAAGCGAGGCAGAAGACCAUCACGUGACGAGGACAACCAGAACAUUGAAGCAACGGAGGCAAGGCCACCUCAGGUGGAUGUUGUGAAGAGAGCCCGUCAAAUGGCCAAAAAACUUGCCCUGAACUUGGAAGCGAAGUGCUUGGAAGAAGCAAGAACAGGGAAGAGGGCGGCAGAAUGGUCAUCCGGAGACAUCCAUGGUCUUGGUCGUGAAGCAGGUGAAGCUUUGCUCUCGGAAGUUGCCCAUGAAGUGCAGAAAAUGGAAUUUGCUGAAGUGGAAUGGUGGCGAGGACCUGUCAUUGGAUGGACACCUGAAGCGGGCGCCACCUCGCUUGAUCCCGACGAAACAAGGCCUAUACCCUGGAAGCAGUUUGGUUCGUGGGGACUUGCGUUGAAACUGCGUGUUUCUUGGGAAGCAUCGAAACGGCCUCCACGAGAGCCAAAAGGACUGCAGACCCAUCUGCAAACUCCGAGAUCUCCGAGUCAAACUCGACAAAGUGACAGCGACAGAUUCGACAGUGAACGGUCAGAUUUUUCGGUGUCUCCCAGGCCCAUCAGAUCCGUCAGCCACAGCCGCCCAAGCGCUUGCAUCAUAUGCCAUGACAAUAGCAAUCGACAAGCCAAACUACUGCCGUGUGGCCACUGCUUUUGUCGCCACUGUGCGAGGCGGUCGCGUGGACGUCCAUGUGUUCAAUGCGGGACCAUUUGCGCAGAUGUUUCAAACAUGGCCGAUAUGGAAUGUCCAGAUCGUUCCAAGAGUGACAAUGAAGUACUUGAUGGAAUCGAAUGGGAAACCUACGGGGAUUCUGCGCCGCCAUCGCAUGCUUGGGGCAUGGGCGGCAAGUACUCACUGCGGCCAUUUGCCCAGCGAGCUCCACGCUCACAAUCUGCACGUGCUCAACGUGGCAUUUGGCAAAACAAGCAAAGCUAAGUGAAGGAACAAAAAGAAUAAGUGAAGCUAAGUGAAGCUAAGGGAAGCCCAGAACCACCUGCACAGCUUUGAACGGCUCUCGCGUGGCCGCGCUCCAGCGAUGAGCUCUUCCCAUGACAGGCGAAGUUGAAGGUACAACAUUGUACAACUUCAUGGCCCGGAUGUGAAAUCGUGGCGGUGCAACGAGAAUUGCUCGACGACCUCUCAGGGUUUGUCAAAGACAAGCCAGCCAUGUUGCAGUUGCGUUCAAAAGCGAGGUGAUUUUUUGUUGGUUUUCAUGGGUUUUCCUUGUGCCACAAAAUCAAGCAGCAUGUGGAGAGGCUCUCAGUCCACAGGGUGUUUACGUUGCAGAUUAGAAAUGCUUACUUUGGGCGUCUUUUGUUUCGGGCCUGUCAGAUAUACCUUUCGGCCAGCUCACCUGCAAUAUAGCCGUCUCAGCCAAGUCGAUCACAUUGGCAAUCCAUUUUACAGCGUGCAACCACAAGUCCA
Molecule: messenger RNA, 4403 nt
Organism: Cladocopium goreaui
Lineage: Eukaryota; Dinophyceae; Suessiales; Symbiodiniaceae
Source: the annotation of a GenBank genome assembly